CAUUAUUCAUUACAAAUGAUGAAAUUAUAUAUUAUAAACUGAUUAUGAAAUAAUGUCAAUAAUUUUUUUUGAAAUUUUUUAAAUUAAAUCAUUAUAGUCUCAUACUUUUGUGAGGUUUUGUUAAGUAUUUUAAAUAUUUUACUAAUUUAUAAAAAAUGUUUUCGUCAGAUGCAAACUACUCGAAGCUUAAAACUAAUCUUAGAUUAGCAUUGAAUCGUUUAAAGCUUUUAGAGAAAAAGAAGGCCGAGCUUGCUCAAAAAUCGAGAAAAGAGAUUGCUGAUAUGGUUGCUGCUGGUAAGAGUGAACGAGCUAAAAUACGAGUCGAACAUAUCAUUCGAGAAGAUUACUUUGUUGAAGCUCUAGAAAUUGUUGAGAUGUACUGUGAUUCAUUAUUAUCGAGAUUUGGCCUACUUCAGCAAUCUAAAACUUUAGAUUCAACUUUACAAGAAUCAGUAUCAAGUUUGUUAUGGGUAUCUCCACAUAUUCAAGCAGAUAUUAGUGAAAUGAAAGUUAUUUCAGAUCAGUUAACUCAGAAGUUUGGCAAAAAAUAUGCUGAGUCUUGCAGGUCAGAAAAUAUGGAUACAGUCUCACAAAAACUUAAGCAUAAACUGAGUUUAAGACCUCCUCCAAAAAUCUUAGUAGAAAAGUAUUUAAUUGAAAUAUCUAAAAAUUAUCGUGUACCUUAUGAACCUGAUUUACAAGUUAUGCAAGAAUAUGAACAAUCACACAGUAUUGAUUCUAUUUUAUUUGAUAAUCAAAACACUGUAGAUGGAGCUCAACGACCAACUGGAUUUAUUGGUUUUCCUCAACAACCUAUUCCAAUUAUACCACCCAUGCAAAUGCCACCAAUUAGUUAUCCUAACAUGUCAAACAUGAGCUCAAUGCUAGAUUCUACACCAUUAGAUUUUGAUAUUCCACCAUCUGGAGCUAGUGCACCAACACCAGUAGUCAAGGACCCACCUAUACCAAAACCUCGUUCUUCAAACAAUGUUCCACAAAAUAAUUCUAAACCCAACCCAUUAAUGCCUAAUAAAGGACUUGGUUUUUCAAACUUACCAGACCUUCCGAGCGUACCUACAGAUAUACCAACAGGUGAUAUUAAGGAUAAUGGUGAUGAUGACGAUAAUGAAGAUGAUGGAGAAACUAAUUUUGAUGACCUUUUAAAUCGGUUUGAAGAUUUAAAGAAAAAUAAAAAAUAAGAAUAAAAUAGUAAUAAAUUGUUGUAACACAAAAAUAUCCUAAACAACACAAAUAGAUGUCAUUGCUUUUCAAGUUAGAGUUCAAGGUUUCUAUUUCUUCAUUUUUUUUUUUUGCCAAACAAGUUUGGUAUAGCAGGUCUUUGUGUAGGCUUUUGAUUUUCAUCUCCAUUCUUUUGAUUUGUGGGAUUACCUGUUAAACCUCCUAAUAAAGAUGGUACUCCUAGGUUAGGUUUUGCAAUGUUAGGCGUUAAAUUGUUCAGUUGUGGUGGUUUCAAAACAUUCCCAACUGCGCCUAUAGGAUUUCUAAAUAUAUUCAUUGUAUUUUCUUUGACAUCUCCCAAAACACCUUCAUUUAGUAAAUUAGGUACUGUUUUCAAUAUAUCUUUAAUUCCAGGAAAAUUACAAGUUGAUGAUUGAAGUAUGUCUGGAACACCUGCCCAUAAUCCUACUUCACAAAAUCUAAAUUUUUUCUCAAUUCGAGAAUUUUCACUGAGUAUUACAUAUUCAGAUUGUUUAGCAGAUGUAAAUGAUGGCCAUUCAUCAUCCAGUUUGGAUAAGCUUGGUUUUCUAUAAUAUAAAUUAUAUCAUUCAUAAAACAAUCAAUAUUAUAAU
This is a messenger RNA of Daktulosphaira vitifoliae (grape phylloxera), 1811 nucleotides long. It is a transcript of the gene Ist1, whose product is annotated as IST1 homolog. The transcript has 6 exons. Bases 156 to 1199 code for a protein of 347 amino acids. Lineage: Eukaryota; Metazoa; Arthropoda; Insecta; Hemiptera; Phylloxeridae. Gene Ontology annotation, biological process: protein transport. The record is from RefSeq and is a predicted model, not a curated record.